AUCGUUAGAAACCCCAAGAUCGGCCAUUGUUUCUCUUGCUCUCACUCUCACCCCCCAAAAUCCUAAUUCCUCACUAGAACCCUAGAAUUCAAGGAGGAGAGAAGCCGAGAAGAAGUGAUUCCAUGGCAACCGAUGUCGAAGGAGCAGGGAGUAGCAUCACGGCGUUUCAAAUGGACGAGACUUACGAGUUCUGCGCGCCAAGGUUCUUUGAUUUCAUGAAAGAGGAGACCCAAGAGGAGAUUCAGAAGACCGAGAUGUGGUUCGAGACUGCGCUCAGCUAUGCCCCCUCUCCUUUUAUGCCCAAGAUAAAGAUGGCGAGAUCCAUCCAAAUUGAUAGUAUAGGUGACUUUGGGAAUUUUGAGAAAUCGCAGAAGGGUUCAGAAACAGCCAUAUCUAGUAAUCAAGGUGAAGAUCCCACGUCUGCAGUUCCAAAUAGAACCAGUAGCGAACAGGGGGCCAUUAAAGUCAAAGAAGCUCAAUCUGAGAAUGCAAAGAACUCCUUUGAGUUUGUAGCAGAGAAUAAGCCUUGUGAAGUCAAGAACCAUGUUAAAGAAGAACUUAGUGUACUGGCUGGAAUCUCUACUCUCUCAGCAGGAUUGAAAAAUCCUCAGAAGCAAACUUCAUCUUUUGUGUUUCCUACAAUUCCUUCAUCUAAUUCUGCUGUAGUUCAAGCAGCCGCUGAAGCUUCAACACCAAGAUUAGUCAGGGGUCCAUUGAAAGGUGUGGCAACUAAUUAUUCUGAAACAGCUACAGAAGCACUGACGCCAAAACCACAUAGGGCUUCUGUGAAAGGAGCACCACCAACUAGUUCUAGAAACCAAAGCAGCCAUAAAAAUGCUAACCAGAUUAGACAGCAGUCUGCUGCAAAACACAUGAGCCAAUCUCCCGCUCUCCCAUCUAUGAAGAGUGUCAAACAGAAGACUACAGCCAAGUGUCCUGACAGUGUAACUGCCAAGAACUCCAUGGCAGUUGACAUUGCUCAAGAAAAUCAAGCCAUAAAAAGGCAAAAACUGGAUGGAGGAAAAUCCAGACAGAUACUUAAUGUGAAGAAUCGGGUGUUGCCCCACAAAUCAAAAUUAGGCCAAACACUUAGUGAGUUUAGGUCUUCUGUGGCUAAGGGUCAUCAGGAAGCAACAGCAUUUAUAUCAGCAGCAGAGAUGGUCAAGAAAUUCCAAUCAAAGCCUAGAGACAUAGAACUCUCUCAAAGCAGAUCAUUUUCACAUGUUGAUUCAGCAUCAGUUAUACAAAGAAGACCUAAACUCACCCUUACAAGGCCAAAGGAACCAGAGCUUGAGACUGCUCACAGAGUUCGUGCAGUUAGAAUCAAAAGUUCUGCAGAACUGGAGGAAGAAAUGCUCGCAAAGAUUCCCAAAUUCAAAGCUCGACCAGUUAACAAGAAGAUUUUAGAGGCACCUACACUCCCCGCAAUGCCUAGAAGUGCUCCUCAGCCACCAGAGUUUCAGGAAUUUCAUUUGAAGACAAUGGAGAGGGCUAAUCAACAUGCUGAAACAUCAUCAGUAGUGUCAUCAGCAGUGGAUUCUUCAUCUCAGAAUCAAGGCAAACAUCUUACACUUACCGAACCAAGGCCACCACAACUUGAAACAUCAUUACGCGCUAGACCUCCAAGAGUCAAGAGCUCUCAGGAAGUGGAGGUAGAAGAACUUCAGAAGAUUCCAAAGUUCAAGGCCAGACCAUUAAAUAGAAAGAUUUUUGAGAGUAAAGGAGACCUUGGGUUACCUUGCAAUCAAAAACGCCUAGUUACAACCCCACAAGAAUUUCAUUUUGCCACAAAUGAUAGGUUAGGUCCACCUGUUACUGCAUCAGUUGCGGAUCUCUUUGAUAAGCUUUCGCUGCACUCAGAAUCAUCUUGUCGUGACCAACAAGUUCCUAGAAUUACAGUCCCAAAUCCUUUUCAUCUUCAUACAGAGGAGCGGGGAUCGGAGAAAGAGAGGCAAUUUACAGUCCAGGUUCUAUACAAACAAAUUGAGGAAGAGAGAGCUAGAAUUCCGAAAGCAAAUCCUUAUCCAUAUACCACGGAUUAUCCAGUGAUGCCUCCUAAACCUGACCCCAAGCCAUGCACCAAGCCUGAAAUUUUCCAGUUGGAAAGCCUAGUCAGGCAUGAAGAAGAGAUGCAGAGGAAGUUAGAAGAGAAGGCAAGGUUGGAGAAAGAAGAGGCACAAAGGAGAUUGUUUAAAGCACAACCUAUUAUGAAGGAAGAUCCACUUCCCCCGCCGGAGAGGACGAGGAAACCACUCACAGAAGUCCAGGAAUUUGUUCUCCACGUUGAUCAUAGAGCUGUGCACAGAUCAGAGUUUGAUAAGAAGAUAAAGGAGAAAGAAACGAUGUACAAGAGAUUAAGGGAGGAGAAUGAAUCUAUGAAACAGAUAGAAGAGGAAAAGGCAGUGAAACAGAUGAGAAGAACAAUGGUGCCCCAUGCAAGACCCCUUCCAAAAUUUGAUAAUCCAUUCCUCCCACAAAAGUCAAUCAAGGAAGCAACAAAGCCCAAGUCACCAAAAUUGCGUGUUAUCCGGAGAGAAGAUAGAUGCCAUACUUCUCAUUUGAGAUAAUAAGAAGUAUUGUUUGCAGGAAUCACAAUCUUCUUUCCAUUCAUGUUGUUCAUUCCUUGUUGAACAGAAAACAAGUUACUGAACCAAUGUAAUUGUUCUUAUAAUGGGGAGCAGACUAGCAAGUUACUACUCAUACUACUAAUGUAGCUAAACUCGGUUCCAGUUAAUAUGCUUGUGUUUGUAGACUUGUAGCUACUGU
This is a messenger RNA of Dioscorea cayenensis subsp. rotundata (Guinea yam), 2766 nucleotides long. RefSeq names its product protein TPX2. The record is from RefSeq and is a predicted model, not a curated record. NCBI's taxonomy places the organism in Eukaryota, Viridiplantae, Streptophyta, Magnoliopsida, Dioscoreales, Dioscoreaceae. Gene Ontology annotation, biological process: mitotic spindle assembly; regulation of mitotic spindle organization; activation of protein kinase activity. Gene Ontology annotation, molecular function: protein kinase activator activity; microtubule binding. Gene Ontology annotation, cellular component: mitotic spindle; nuclear microtubule.